UCUGAGCUCUGAGCUGCUCGUCGCAGAUAAGCUGCUUCUGACGCGAUAUGGCAUGGAGGAGGUGGUUGCUGGCGGCGUGCAUGGCCAUGGCGGUGGCGGCGGCGGCGGCGGCGGGCGUGGACGGUGAUGACCGGAGGCCGUACGUGAUCCGCAUGGACGUGUCGGCGAUGCCGGCGCCGUUCGCGACGCACGAUGGGUGGUACAGGUCGGUGCUGUCGUCGGUGACGGCGGCGGCGGACGGGGAGGCGGCGGCGGAGCACCUGUACACGUACUCCCACGCCAUGCACGGGUUCAGCGCGGUGCUGACGGCGCGGCAGCUGGAGGAGGUGAGACGGGUGGAGGGGCACGUGGCGGCGUUCCCGGAGACGUACGCGCGGCUGCACACGACGAGGACGCCGGGGUUCCUGGGGCUCGGCGCAAGCGCCGGCGUGUGGCCGGCGUCCAAGUACGGCGACGGCGUGAUCGUCGGGAUCGUCGACACGGGCGUGUGGCCGGAGAGCGCGAGCUUCAGCGACGCCGGCAUCGCGACGCCCGUGCCGGCGAGGUGGAAGGGCGCGUGCGAGGCCGGCGCGUCGUUCAAGCCGUCGAUGUGCAACAAGAAGCUCAUCGGCGCGAGGUCGUUCAGCAAGGGGCUGAAGCAGCGCGGCCUCAACAUCUCCGACGACGACUACGACUCGCCGCGGGACUACUACGGGCACGGGUCCCACACGUCGUCGACGGCGGCCGGCAGCACCGUCGCAGGCGCGAGCUACUUCGGCUACGCCAACGGCACGGCCACCGGCGUGGCGCCGAUGGCCAGGGUGGCCAUGUACAAGGCCGUGUUCUCCGCCGACACGCUGGAGUCCGCGUCCACCGACGUGCUCGCCGCCAUGGACCAGGCCAUCGCCGACGGCGUCGACGUCAUGUCGCUCUCGCUGGGCUUCCCGGAGAGCUCCUACGACACCAACGUGAUCGCCAUCGGCGCCUUCGCCGCCAUGCAGAAGGGCAUCUUCGUGACGUGCUCGGCCGGCAACGACGGCUCCGACGGCUACACCGUCCUGAACGCCGCACCCUGGAUCACGACCGUCGGCGCGUCGACGAUCGACAGGGAGUUCACCGCGACCGUGACGCUCGGCGCCGGCAGCGGCGGCGCGAGGAGCAUCCAGGGCAAGUCGUUGUACCCGGGGAGCCCGGCGAUCGCCGGCGCCGCCCUCUACUACGGCCGCGGCAACCGGACCAAGCAGCGCUGCGAGUACGGCAGCCUCAGCCCCAAGGACGUGCGCGGCAAGUACGUCUUCUGCAACGCCGGCGCGGGCGUCCAGCAGCAGAUGGAAGAGGUGCAGGAGAAGGGCGGCCGCGGCGUGAUCGCGGCGAGCAACAUGAAGGAGAUCAUGGAGCCGACGGACUACACCAUGCCGGUCGUGCUGGUCACCCUCUCCGACGGCGCCGCCAUCCAGAAGUACGUGACGGCGACGGCGGCGCCCAAGGUGAGCGUCCGGUUCGCCGGGACGGCGCUCGGCGUCAAGCCGGCGCCGGCCGUGGCCUACUUCUCGUCGCGCGGGCCGAGCCAGAUCAGCCCGGCGAUCCUCAAGCCCGACGUCGUGGCGCCCGGCGUCAACAUCCUCGCGGCGUGGGUGCCCAACAAGCAGGUGAUGGAGAUCGGCAGGCAGAAGCUCUUCGCCAAGUACAUGCUCGUCUCCGGCACGUCCAUGUCGUCCCCCCACGUCGCCGGCGUGGUGGCGCUGCUGCGCUCGGCGCACCCGGACUGGAGCCCGGCCGCCGUCCGCUCGGCCAUGAUGACGACGGCCUACGUGAAGGACAACACCAACGGCGUCCUCGUCAGCUUGCCAGGCGGCUCGCCGGGGACGCCGCUGGACUUCGGCAGCGGCCACGUCAACCCCAACCAGGCAACCGACCCCGGCCUCGUCUACGACUUGGCGGCUGACGACUACAUCGCCUUCCUCUGCGGCGAGCUCCGCUACACCAGCCGCCAGGUCGCGGCCAUCACCGGCCGCCGCACCAGCUGCCCCGCCGCCGGCGCCGGCGGUGGAGCAAACCACACUGACCUGAACUACCCAUCGCUCAUGGUCAUCCUCAACAAGAACGGCUCGGGCACCCGGACGUUCACCAGGACGCUGACCAACGUCGCCGGCUCGCCGGCCAAGUACGCCGUGUCGGUGACGCCGCCGGCGGGGAUGAAGGUGACGGUGGCGCCGACGACGCUGUCCUUCGGCGGCAAGGGCAGCCAGCAGGGGUUCACCGUGACAGUGCAGGUCAGCCAGGUGAAGAGAUCAAGAGGUGGUGACAACUACAUUGGCAACUAUGGGUUCUUGAGCUGGAAUGAGGUUGGAGGCCAGCAUGUUGUCAGGAGCCCAAUAGUCUCAGCAUUUGCCCAAUGAAGAAGAAGAAGAGAAGAAGAGAUGUUAGUAUAGCAUAAGCAAUAAACAAAUAAAUAAAAUGAAUGGAGAUAGAAAAAUCACACUAA
Molecule: messenger RNA, 2464 nt
Organism: Oryza brachyantha (malo sina)
Lineage: Eukaryota; Viridiplantae; Streptophyta; Magnoliopsida; Poales; Poaceae
Product: subtilisin-like protease SBT1.7
Exons: 1
Coding region: 48-2378 (776 amino acids)
Biological process (GO): proteolysis
Molecular function (GO): serine-type endopeptidase activity
Source: RefSeq, a predicted model, not a curated record